CAGCGCGUGGAGGCGGGCGCGCGGAAACACAGCAGCCGUUGUGCUUAAAAGACCGUGACAGUCCGGCGCUGGGGGAGUUACAAGACGGUACGGAGCGGGACCUCCGUCUGCUCGCACGCCUUCCAGGACCCCCCGCCGUUCGGAAAGCAUGCGCUUCGACGUCCGUUCCCGCGGCGGUUGUGUUCGUGUGCCUUCGCCGGAGACCUUCAGGGAGUUCGCGUGGUUCUCGCCGUCGACGAGGGAGUGAAAUGUGUAGCCGGAGACGAGCCGCCAGUCCCCGAGGAGUUUGGAUGCGCGUUCGGUAGCCUCCAGAUGAUAGACAGGCCGUUUGUUGGCCACGGAGAAUCGGCGCCGAGGAGCACCGCGAAUGUAAACCCGAACUCGCUCCUGCGGCCACUCUCCCGUGCGUUUCGAUUUCACGCAGUGCUGUGGGGACACAGGCGAGGAUGCAGGUGAAGAAGCAGCAGCGAGACUCGGAGAGCCGGAGCGACGGGGACAUCCUGGAAGAAGAAAGCCUCUCCAAAAACCCGUCGUGUUUCUCAAAUAUCAAGAUAUUCUUGAUUUCAGAAUGCGCCCUCAUGCUGGCCCAGGGCACUGUGGGAGCAUACCUGGUGAGUGUGCUGACCACUCUGGAGCGGCGGUUCAACCUGCAAAGUGCUGACGUCGGCGUGAUAGCCAGUAGUUUUGAAAUUGGCAACCUGGCUCUGAUCCUGUUCGUCAGCUACUUUGGGGCCAGGGCGCAUCGGCCGCGUUUGAUCGGCUGCGGGGGAAUCGUCAUGGCCUUCGGGGCGUUCCUUUCUGCCCUGCCCGAGUUUCUGAUAAGUCAGUAUGAAAUAGGGAAAGACGGGAGGACUGAUGUGGGUCGGGAAAUCUGCUCAAACAGCACCAGCAUUGAGGCUCAGCAGGAGGACAUCUUGUGUACCAAAAAGGCCAACACCAACAUGAUGUACCUGCUGUUGAUCGGAGCUCAGGUCCUGCUGGGGAUCGGCGCCACGCCAGUUCAGCCUCUAGGAGUUUCCUAUAUCGAUGACCACGUCAAGAAGAAAGACUCCUCUCUCUACAUAGGAAUCCUCUUCUCCACGCUGGUGUUCGGACCCGCCUGCGGCUUCAUCCUCGGCUCCGUUUGCACUAAGUUCUACGUGGAUGCCAUCUUCAUUGACGUCGAUAAGCUGGACAUCACCCCCGAAGACCCGCGGUGGAUCGGGGCCUGGUGGGCGGGCUUCCUCCUUUGUGGUGCCUUACUGUUUUGCUCUGCCGUGCUGAUGUUCGGCUUCCCUCAGUCCCUACCCAAAAUGGAGAAAGAUGAGGGAGCAGAGAGCGAGCAGGUUAUGCUCCCAAACUCUCUCAGCUCCGACUCUGAGACUCCAAAGCCCAGUAAUGGACUGAUCCUCAGCAAUGAGGCUGACAACAGCCCCACCUGCUGUCAGCAGCUGAGAGUGAUUCCAAAGGUGACCAAGCACCUGCUCUCCAACCCGGUGUUCACCUGCAUCGUCCUGGCGGCCUGCAUGGAGAUCGCGGUGGUCGCUGGGUUUGCAGCUUUCCUGGGGAAGUACCUGGAGCAGCAGUUCAACUUCACCACCUCUUCUGCCAACCAGCUGCUAGGCAUGACAGCGAUUCCCUGUGCGUGUUUGGGGAUCUUCAUGGGGGGCCUGCUGGUGAAGAAGCUGAACCUCUCCGCUCUGGGGGCCAUCCGCAUGGCCAUGGUGGUCAACCUGAUCUCCACCGCCUGCUACGUCUCCUUCCUGUUCCUCGGCUGUGACACGGGUCCCGUGGCAGGAGUCACGGUUACCUACGGCAACGAGAUUCUGCAGGUGGGAGAGAAGCCGGAGCCUGAGUGCAUCAGUCACUGCAACUGCUUCACCUCCUACAUCAGCCCCGUGUGCGGCUCCAAUGGAGUCACCUACCUGUCCGCCUGCUUCGCCGGCUGCACACCUAAAGGCUUCUCUCCGAACCAGACGGAAUGUGGUUGCGUUCCUGCCGGAAGCGAGCCCGCCUCCGUGGUUCCGGGGAAAUGUCCCAUGGCGGGCUGUCAGGAGGUUUUCCUCAUCUUCCUGUGUGUGAUCUGCGUUUGUAGCCUGGUGGGGGCCAUGGCGCAGACUCCCUCCGUCAUCGUUCUCAUUAGGACGGUGAGUCCAGAACAGAAAUCCUACGCUCUGGGAGUGCUCUUCCUUUUGCUGCGACUCCUCGGUUUCAUCCCCCCUCCUCUGAUCUUCGGUGCUGGGAUCGACUCCACUUGCCUUUUCUGGAGCACGGUCUGCGGGAAGCAGGGCGCCUGCCUGCUGUACGACAACGUGACCUACAGGCACCUCUACGUAAGCCUCGCCAUCGUUCUGAAGGGCGUGGCCUUCCUCCUCUACUUCACUACUUGGUACUGCUUACGCAGGAACUACAAGAAGUACAUUAAAGGCCACGAGGGCCACUUAUCGGUGACUGAGUUCUACCCAUCCCUGAGCGACGGCCCCAAUGUAGCGGACAGGACCAAGUUCAUAUACAACCUGGAGAACCGCGAGUUGUGUGAAAACAUGGAGUCUGUUUUAUAAGGACUGAAUAAAGACUUCUUUAGACCGCGGAA
Messenger RNA from Oryzias melastigma (Indian medaka), 2572 nucleotides. It is a transcript of the gene slco3a1a, whose product is annotated as solute carrier organic anion transporter family, member 3A1. Gene Ontology annotation, molecular function: protein binding. Gene Ontology annotation, biological process: sodium-independent organic anion transport; transmembrane transport; prostaglandin transport. The transcript is spliced from 10 exons. Lineage: Eukaryota; Metazoa; Chordata; Actinopteri; Beloniformes; Adrianichthyidae. Gene Ontology annotation, cellular component: membrane. Bases 447 to 2540 code for a protein of 697 amino acids. The record is from RefSeq and is a predicted model, not a curated record.